ACUUUCACUACAGAACUCAUCACUUUCUCCGAAAGCUCAGCUGGUCUUUCAGCAUUCCUACCUAUUUAUUACACUAGCAAAUUAGUAAUGGCAUUUUUACCCAGAGCCUUUCUUCUGCUGCUUCUGGCAGUAGUUUGUAUUCAGCUGAGCGGAGUUCUAGCUGAUGGACCUGACAGGUGCUGGUGUUUGAACACUUUGAAGAAACGUGUCCCAAGAGAAGAUAUUGAAGAGUUCUCUAUUUUCCCCAGAAGAUCAUAUUGUAAAAGCGUUGAAAUCAUACUGACACUGAAACCUGUGAAUAACUCAUCUGAAGUCAUCCAGCGCUGCUUGAGUCCAGACUCAAAACAAGGCAUUAACCUGCAGCUUUGUUGGAACAGGAAGAACAUCAACAAGACCUCCACAUUUAAGAUAUCCAACUGUUUCUAAAGCCAUACGUUACAGUGCAGAAGCAGA
This is a messenger RNA of Carassius carassius (crucian carp), 453 nucleotides long. RefSeq names its product C-X-C motif chemokine 9-like. Gene Ontology annotation, biological process: immune response. The transcript has 4 exons. Bases 88 to 426 code for a protein of 112 amino acids. NCBI's taxonomy places the organism in Eukaryota, Metazoa, Chordata, Actinopteri, Cypriniformes, Cyprinidae. Gene Ontology annotation, cellular component: extracellular region. Gene Ontology annotation, molecular function: chemokine activity. The record is from RefSeq and is a predicted model, not a curated record.